Endocarpon pusillum Z07020 is the source of this 594-nucleotide messenger RNA. RefSeq lists its product as uncharacterized. Gene Ontology annotation, molecular function: FAD binding. The transcript has a single exon. The record is from RefSeq and is a predicted model, not a curated record. The coding region runs from base 1 to 594 and encodes 197 amino acids. Lineage: Eukaryota; Fungi; Ascomycota; Eurotiomycetes; Verrucariales; Verrucariaceae.
AUGCCAUUUGAAAGAAUCCUUAUAUGUGGCGCAGGUGUAGCUGGUUCAGUAUUAGCCUAUUGGCUCGCCAAACAUGACUUCGAUGUGGUCGUCGUCGAACGAUCGAAAACCGAACAGACAGCUGGACAAGGCCUCGAAAUUGAAGAACCAGCGUUGAUGAUUAUGAAGUCGAUGGGCGUCCUUGACAAGCUCAACCAAAAGAAGACUGGUGAAAUGGGAUUCAAUCUUGUCGACGAGCAAGCUCGUUCACAUGGCAUUUUGGAGGUUGGUGGCAUUAGUCCUACAGGUGCCCUCGAACUCUUGCGGGGUGACCUGACUCAAAUUCUCCUCCAAUCCGCCGACGGAUCCACCAAUGUCACCUACCAGUUCGAGACCACAAUACAGAGCCUGAGACAAACACAGGACAAAAUUAUCGUCGACCUAGAAAACAGAAAUGACAAAACCAUCGCGACCGAGGAAUUCGACUUGGUGGUAGGUGCGGAUGGAGUAAGAUCACGCACGAGACAGCUCGUCAUGGGCUCGCCCGAGGAGCUCAAUUGUUUCAAGCCAGUCGGCGCCUUUGUUGCAUACUUCUCCAUCCCUAGAGAAGAUUAA